AUGGGAGGGACACUAUGGGAUGAAGGAGCUGUCAUCUGUAAUUGGUCUGCAGCCAUGGAUUUUACAGGAACUCAAGAGGAAGCACUCAUUAUGACAACCAGAUGGGCUCUGAUGGAGGGCAGGAAAAGAAGGCUUGAGAAAAUUUGUUGCUGCUUGGGUAAUGCUAAUUUGGUGAAGAAACUUAUGGACAGAUCUUCUUUUCCUUGGGGGUACAAUGUGGUGGCAGAUGAUGUGUAUCUUUUAGUGAACUCCUUUUCUUCGUGUUCUUUCUUGUUCAAUUUUGUUGCUUGUGUUCUAGUUUGA
Messenger RNA from Striga asiatica, 303 nucleotides. NCBI's taxonomy places the organism in Eukaryota, Viridiplantae, Streptophyta, Magnoliopsida, Lamiales, Orobanchaceae. The record is from the annotation of a GenBank genome assembly.